Penicillium macrosclerotiorum is the source of this 1005-nucleotide messenger RNA. RefSeq lists its product as uncharacterized. Bases 1 to 1005 code for a protein of 334 amino acids. NCBI's taxonomy places the organism in Eukaryota, Fungi, Ascomycota, Eurotiomycetes, Eurotiales, Aspergillaceae. The record is from RefSeq and is a predicted model, not a curated record. The transcript has a single exon.
AUGUCCUGUCUCUCGUCGGACUCCCGAUCGAUCACAUCUCGUCCGAAACUCACCCUCCAAACAUCCUCCCUGCCACGCACCUUUGGCUCCUCUAAUACCGGUCUCUCCCUCUCCUUCGCAACCGCUCCAACUGCAUCCCCCACGGUCCGCAAUACCUUCAAGAAUGCCUAUGAGAUCCCCUCGCCAUCAUCCGCGACCAGCUCGCCCUCCAAGACCCUCCCCAGCCACCGAUUUCCCAGCAGCAAAUCCCUCUCCCCGUAUGUCCAUUUUUCGAGCAACACCACCACCGCUACAAAUAGCCCGUUCAGCUCGCGCAGUCCCUAUCAACUUCCAUUAGGGGUGCGCAGUAUCCUGCGCAACUCGCCGAUCGAGCGCGCCUCGCGAGGGAGUUCGGUGUCCACCAGUUCCACGGGCCCCGGCGGCGCAGGCGCACGCCGGGUCUUUUUCCCCGCCAAGAAACAAGUUAGCUAUCGACAUCCCCUCGAGGAGGUCAUUCGCACCGACCAGUACACCGCUCAGCAUUUGGAUUUGCUCAAAGAAGACGACACUGCGGCCGGGGCAGUGCAGGAGGCACCCGCUCCGGAAGAACCCACCCCAGACUCCACCGAGGACGACGACUCGGACUCGGCCAGCCUGCUGUCCUCCUCAGAGACCAGCAGUGCCUCCAGUGAUGAUGUGAGCCUAGACGGCCAGGGCACUGCCGAGAAGGGCUUAUCCAAGCUCGAGCGCAAAAAGCGGCGAACCCUCGGCGCGGAACGCCAGGUGCGGGCCGUCGCGCUGCUGGAUGGCUUUGCGUCCGCCGACUAUCCCUCAAUACCGCCUACUCCGCGACAUAGCCGGGUCAAACGACGCCGGGAAUGGAAAUGGACCUUGGGCCCUAUUGACGGGAAGUCACAGGUGGAGGACGAUCUCUCGAUCUCGCCCGCGCAAAUCGAACUUCCUCGCUCGCGCUCGCCCGUGCCAGUGGAGCCGCCGCCGGAACUCAAUCCCCCGCACUGUGGCUAA